CGCCGUGGCCGGGCUGCGCGGCGGCUGUGCUCUCCGAGUGGUGGAGGACGCCGUCGUCGCCAAACGCCGAGCGGAUUGUGGUGCGAUAAUUGCAAAUGGAUAUUCAGAUGAUUCCUUCUACAGUUGAGGACUUGGAGUCCAUGGUCAUCGAUGAAAGUGCAGAACCGAAGGCACUACCAUUAUCACUUUUGGAUGAAAUCACAUGUGGUUUCUCUGAAAAGCAGGAAAUUGGCCGCGGUGGAUUUGCGGUAGUUUAUGAGGGAAGCCUUCUGAAUGUGACGGUGGCGGUGAAGAAGUUGACCAACCUGCAUAUGCGUGAUGCGCCUGAGGUGGAGUACAACCGAGAGGUUGAAUGCUUGAUGAGGGUGAAGCACAAAAAUAUAGUGCGAUUUCUUGGAUAUUGUGCUGACACACAAGGGAGUAUUGCAAGGUUUAAUGAAAGAAUAGUCAUGGCAGAUGUACAAAACCGUUUGCUCUGUUUCGAGUAUGUACCAAAUAGAAGCCUCCGUGAUUAUAUAACCGAUGCAUCUCAUGGACUCGAAUGGAGAAGGCGUUACCUAAUAAUUAAAGGGGUUUGUGACGGUUUAAAUUAUCUACAUGAAAAUAAUAUUGUUCACCUGGAUCUUAAGCCGGAGAACAUACUGAUGGAUGAAAAUAUGAAUCCAAAAAUAACCGACUUUGGACUUUCAAGGUGUUUUGAUGUAGAUCAAAGCAAGGCUCCAGCUACAAAAGUAGUUGGAACAAUGGGAUACAUGCCACCGGAGUUCUACAGCAGCCGCGUGAUCACACGCACACAUGACAUAUAUAGUCUCGGUAUAAUUAUCAGCGAGAUACUAACUGGCGAGAAGGGGUAUCAUCAAACGGAGGAUGUAGUUGAUAGUUGGAGGAAAAGGUUGGAGGUAUCAAACGAAGCUUGCGUGUUGGAACAGAUACGGUUGUGCGCUAACAUAGGGAUAGAGUGCACCGAAUAUAACCCAGCGAAGAGACCAUGUAGUGUACAAGAUAUAAUAGACAGGCUUGAGGAAACGGAAAGUGCGGACGAGUCAUCAGCCGAACAGAUGAGUUCACCCAUGCCCACUGUGCGCGGGUUGCUGCAUGUCCCUCAGGACCAGCUUCGCUUCCCCUUGUUCGAUCCAGACAAGGAUGUCUUCUCCCCAAUGCGCCUAACUAACAAUACAAAUGAUCAUAUUGCCUUUAGGUGUUUUCCAAAAUUCCCGGGGAGUUUCAUCGGCAAACUCUCGAAGCUUUCUGGCAUUGUGCCUCCAAGGUCCACUCGCACUUUCCUUGUAUGGAUGGAAAAGCAGCCGCCAGAGAACAUAGAAAAAAUUGACAUGGUCCUAGAGAGUUGUGUAGCGCACAAGGCCAUAGAGAACAUGGAGGACAACUUUUUGCAGGAAAUCAGAGAACAAGUUGGAGGUAAGGUGCAUCAGGUACCUCUAGUGGCAGUUUGCAACCCAGCGGGAGAGACGAUCCAGUCACAAAUAAAGAUCAUAUGCCGCAUGGAUUUCUUGGUUGCAAUGGAUGUACACCCUACAGAACCAUGGGUUUUGGUGGGUCAGUACGAUGGGCUUGUCUCCAUAUGGAACUAUGAAACCCAGAAAAAACUGACGGAGGUGAAGAUCGUUGAAGGUCCCCUUGUUCGUUCGUCCAUAUUCAUAGCGCGAGAGGACUGGAUUGUGGCCGGUGAUGGUCAUGGGGUCAUCCACGUGCGAUCGUGCAAGACACUGGGGUUGGAGGAGGUCAAGAAAUUCAAAGCUCACGAUGGUUGGAUCCAAGCACUGGCGGUUCACCCCAGCCUCCCACUUAUGGUGUCAGGAGGAUGCUAUGAAGGCUUGGUCAAGCUUUGGGACUGGGGGAAAGACUGGACGUGCCUUCGAACGUUCAAAGCGCACAGAGACAAAGUUGAGGCACUCCAGUUUAACCCACAGAAUGAUACCCCUGACUGCGUCACUUUUGCCAGUGGCGCCCCGGAUGGCAAAGCAAUGAUCUGGGAUAUCAAAUUAACCCCUCCAAUCGCCAUGUUAGACUGCCAGAUGGAACAAGUGAUGGAUCUCGAUUAUUUCCUUCCGGGUGGUAAUGAGCAAUACAUUAUUACAGGAUGUAUAGCUGGGAAUACUCGGAUCUGGGAUUUGCGGACACACAAAUGUGUUCGAGUAAUCAAAGGAACCAGCAUAGGUUCUGCCGGCUGCCGUGCUCGUGUGGUAUAUCGUCACCCGGACCCUCAACUGCUGAUUAGAACUUUCCAGGACGAGAGCCUUGGUUUGUGCAACACCACUACCUUUAGGUAUGCAGAAUCAAUUAAUUUUGGACUGGAGAAGUGUCGGAAUAUAGUAUAUGUUAAGAGCAUAAGAAGUGUUGUGAUUGGAUUUACAAAGGGGCUGGCAAUCUUGGAAAUCAACUAAAUUUCCAUGUUGGGGCAAAGAGGAUGGGAGUAUCGAACUGCAAGUGGAAACAACUGAUAUCUACUCACUUGCUUCAUAAACUAUUGUCUUCAAUAAUUUCAAACCUUUCUAUCACGUUGGUUGAUGCUGAACAGUUGGUGAUGCUUUUGGUACAAUUCAGACUGAUGUAAUGCACAUAUGAAACCUUUCUGUCAUGUUGUUGAUGUACUGCUGGCAUUGUUGCUAUGCUGAUAUCGUGUUUUUAGGACGAUGAAGAUGUUGUGUUCUUAUAUAUGGCGCUAUCAACAUGGAUAUGAUGUUGUUAUGAUUGAUAUGAUGCUAUGAAAAUUGAUGA
Messenger RNA from Hordeum vulgare subsp. vulgare (domesticated barley), 2736 nucleotides. RefSeq lists its product as uncharacterized. Gene Ontology annotation, biological process: protein phosphorylation. Gene Ontology annotation, molecular function: ATP binding; protein binding; protein kinase activity. The record is from RefSeq and is a predicted model, not a curated record. The transcript is spliced from 15 exons. Bases 96 to 2402 code for a protein of 768 amino acids. Lineage: Eukaryota; Viridiplantae; Streptophyta; Magnoliopsida; Poales; Poaceae.